Messenger RNA from Hippocampus comes (tiger tail seahorse), 2331 nucleotides. RefSeq names its product ankyrin repeat and SOCS box containing 7 (gene asb7). NCBI's taxonomy places the organism in Eukaryota, Metazoa, Chordata, Actinopteri, Syngnathiformes, Syngnathidae. The record is from RefSeq and is a predicted model, not a curated record. The coding region runs from base 1297 to 2274 and encodes 325 amino acids. Gene Ontology annotation, molecular function: protein binding. The transcript has 4 exons. Gene Ontology annotation, biological process: intracellular signal transduction.
UUUUGAGAAAUGUUUCAAAGCGAUCGCGCUUCCAGAAAAUCCGCUCGCCUUCUCAUUGGAGUCAGUCAGUCAGACGGGAUCGAACUUGAGUCUUCCUCAAUCGGUUUCUCCGCUUGUCUGAGCCGUUUGUGACCUCAACUCAGCUGUGUUUGUUUAAAACAACCAACGCCGUGUGCGCUCGGUGCAUGGAUUUAAAUGUGAAAUUGCACCAUGAUGGCGGGCUCUUGUCACGUUGAUCAUUUGAGCGGGUUAGCGCCGCCUUUGCCUUGACCCUCCACAAUUUCUCCAGCUUUUCGUGUCCCUUUUUCUGGACGCGGCCAUCAUUCGGGAUUCCCGUAUCCCUCUGGCACUUUGAUAGAGCGAUUCACACCUUUUGUCUCGGCCAGAUGCCCGUCGCGCACGUGACGUCGGAGUCGGCCGAUCCUCCAUCGUGCGUCACCAGUCGCUCCAGAAUGCCGCCACUCGCCUCUCGACCGGGACUCGCGCGAGCGGGCGCGUGAACUCCUACUGCGCUAUCCUUCCGCCGGCUCGUUUUGGAGUUCUUUUGAAGGUCCUGUGAUUUGUUUUCAAAUCUCGAACUGGCCUGUCCCCGCCUGACCUCCGUGCGCUCCCUCCCUGCCUGCUGCCUCAGCUCCGCACGGGACCGGACACUAGCGAGAAGGAAGCGGCGGCGCUGAGUUGACGGAGCCUUUUCCUUUGCCGCUCCCUCUUUGGAAGGAACAUUCGGCAAGUCCCCUCGCUGCCUAUCUUUAAAAAAAAAAAUCCUCUUCAAACUCAUUUUUAUUCUUUAGCUUUUGACUCGGCGGGAUGAGACCUGAUUUUUUUUUCGCGUCAGUGUUUUUGUGCCUUCUACUGCCUUCCUUAUUCCUGGAUUGUACGUAUCGAAUGCGUUUUGCUCCGCGUACGCGGCGCCGGUUGUUUGAAAGUGCCCGAGAAACACAGCCGAGUUGAGAGACUUCACCUGACGUUGAGGCGGCACCGCUCUGUCAGGAGGCCGGUUGGCUCUCAGCACUUUGCCCGUCUGGAUCCGGAAGUCCCGCGGGAUCUCGGCCGGGAGCUCGGGAAGUGUCCGUCAUCUCGAUUCUCCGCACGUUUUAUUUCUUGUUCUUUUUCGUUGUAUGAACAUGAAUUCGGCACUUUAAAAACAUGUUUUUUUUUUUUUGAAAAGCAGCCGGCUUUUCAUCGUCUUUGGGUGAGGAUCUUGUCUUGGGAAUUGUACCGAGUGUCGGUUUAACCCCCGGCUGCAACCUUGGUGCGUUGCAGGAAAUUCCAAGUGCGAGCUCGCAAGCGUCCGCUAUGAAGAAGAGAAGUUUGUCUCUUCAGCUGAUAAAAAGGAUGCUGAACUGCAGGAACCCCGAGCUCCACGAGGAGCUGCAGAUCCAGGCGGCGGUGGCGGCGGGCGACGUGUACACGGUGCGGCGGAUGCUGGAGCGCGGCUACUCGCCCAAGAUCCGCGACGCCAACGGCUGGACCCUGCUGCACUUCUCGGCCGCCAAGAGCAAGGAGCGAUGCGUGCGCGUCUUCCUGGAGCACGGAGCCGACCCGACGGUGAAGGACUUCAUCGGGGGCUUCACGGCGCUGCACUACGCCGCCAUGCACGGGCGCGCCCGCAUCGCCCGCCUGAUGCUGGAGUCGGACUUCUGCGGCGACAUCAUCAACGCCAAGAGCUACGACGGCUGGACGCCGUUGCACGUGGCGGCCCACUACGGCCGAGACUCCUUCGUGCGCCUCCUGCUGGAGUUCCGCGCCCAGGUGGACCCGCUGAGCGACAAGGGCACCACGCCGCUGCAGCUGGCCAUCAUCCGCGAGCGCUCCAGCUGCGUGCGCAUCCUGCUGGACCGCGGCGCCGACAUCGACAUUCAGAACGGCUUCCUGCUGCGCUACGCCGUCAGCAAGGGCAACCACUCGUACUGCCGCAUGUUCCUGCAGCGCGGCGCCGACACCGACCUGGGCCGGCUGGAGGACGGCCAGACGCCGCUGCACCUGUCGGCGCUGCGCGACGACGUGCUGUGCGCGCAGAUGCUCUACGCUUACGGCGCCGACACCAACGCCAGGAACUACGACGGCCAGACGCCCGCCGCCGUCUCCGUCGGCGUGUCCGGACACAGCAGGCCGUGCCUGGACUUCCUGCGGGACGUCACCAAGCGUCCCCGGAGCCUGCAGGACGCGUGUCGCAUCAAGAUCCGCCGGUGCGUCGGCCUGCGGCGGCUGUGCCUCCUGGAGGAGCUUCCCGUCGCCAAGGUCAUGAAGGACUAUCUCAAACACAAGUUUUAACGCCGCCGCGCACGACGCCGGGAACAAGUACGAAGAAGGCGGGGGUGAGGGGGGGGG